Salvelinus fontinalis (brook trout) is the source of this 7402-nucleotide messenger RNA. Its product is annotated as probable G-protein coupled receptor 21. The record is from RefSeq and is a predicted model, not a curated record. The transcript has a single exon. Gene Ontology annotation, biological process: G protein-coupled receptor signaling pathway. NCBI's taxonomy places the organism in Eukaryota, Metazoa, Chordata, Actinopteri, Salmoniformes, Salmonidae. Gene Ontology annotation, cellular component: membrane. Gene Ontology annotation, molecular function: G protein-coupled receptor activity. Bases 1017 to 2099 code for a protein of 360 amino acids.
AGAGAGCACACGCAAGAGAGAGAGAAUUAGGGGGAGGAGAGGACAGUACCAUUGCUGCAUCAGUGCCACAGCAGAGUGGAGCAGUAAAUGACUCGGUGUCCUCCCUAUUUUUCUACUCUAAACACUCAAUGGCUCAGCCUCACAAGAGGUUUGGAAUCAGAGACUGGAGCGCCUAGAGACAUAUCCGUCACAACUGGAUGCUCUACUAUCCUCCUAUCCUCUUACUCUCUUGUCUGUGGAUGCUGUGGGAUUUUGGAUAUUGAAUACGUCUUUCUUUGCAUCUCUCCUGCUAGGCACGGCUGCUGCUGCUGCUGCUACUUUUAGAGGUUUGCGACACUGUUUUGGUUGGAAUGUGUUUCUGGCUGCUGGCGACAGUUUUUGUCUGUGAAAUCUCUCUCUAUACUGUUUGUAUUUUCACAGAGGAGUUAUAGAUCUAGACUUUUUGAUGGCCUCCGGGACUCCUUGAACUCCACCUGCUGGUAUUGUACAGGGCUUGCACAGAAGUUGCCGUCCAGAGAUUGUGUUUGUGUGCAAGCUCAGCUUUUCUCACCUCUGCAGCUUAUUGGUAAGGAGAGAAGAAUAUAGGUGGAACCGACACAAGUAGUGAGACAGACUCUACUGCAGCCCCUGUGUACUGUACACACCAGAGCCUGCAUGUGCUAGGUUAGCCCACCAGAAGGCUGGCCAGUACCAACACAAGACUCAAGCACGUACACACACACACCCAGAGACACACACUCCUAAACAGCAACAUCCUCUGCUGUAAGAGGAUGACGUUUGCUGUAAUACUGCAUUGCACUCUGGGGCCAGAAAAGUGAAAGAAGAGACGACUAGAAGAGGAUCAGAAGAGAAGAGGAGGGGAAGAAAACUACCAUCUGGUAGCAGCUCACCUCCAUGGGGAAACGGAAGUAGAGGAGCACGUAUUGAUGAACUGACAGAAAGAGAUAACGACCAUUGUGAGAGAGCACAGCUAAACUGACGGUCUGUCUAAAGAGAGAGAUAAAGACCGUAGUGAGAUGAGAGCAGAACUGAACAUGAACUCUUCCUCGUCCGAUGUGAACCAAAGCAGCUCUCCUUUCUGCCUGCUGGGCCUGGGCUACUCCCAUACCCUCAACACUUGCGUGCUGGAGGCGGCCGUCAUUCUCUUCCUCACUAUCCUCAUCAUCAGCGGCAACCUGGUGGUGAUCGUCGUGUUCCACUGUGCUCCGCUGCUCCACCACCACACCACCAGCCACUUCAUCCAGACCAUGGCCUAUGCAGACCUCCUGGUGGGGGUGAGCUGCCUGGUGCCCUCCCUGUCCCUGCUCCACUACCUCAAGGGGUUGGAUGAGGAGCUCACCUGUCAGGUGUUCGGCUACCUGGUGUCCGUGCUGAAGAGCGUGUCCAUGGUGUCUCUUGCGUGUAUUAGUGUUGACCGCUACAUCGCCAUCACACAGCCAUUCUCCUACGCCACACUGGUCACACCAUGCCGCCUGCGCGUCUGCAUUGGCCUCAUCUGGCUCUACUCCGCCCUCAUUUUCCUGCCCUCCUUCUUUGGCUGGGGGAAGCCCGGCUACCAUGGGGACAUAUUUCGCUGGUGUGCGACCUCGUGGCAGACCGAUCCGGGCUUUAGCUCGUUCAUCGCGGCUAUGCUGUAUGUGCCGGCCGCCCUCACUGUGUGUUUCACCUAUGGGAAUAUCUUCCGUAUCUGCCGUCAGCACACCCGGGAGAUCACCCAGCGCCAUGCACGCUUUGGCCCCCAGGAGAGUGAAAGGGGCGAGCGUGGCGAAGGGUGCCCGGAUAAACGCUAUGCCAUGGUGCUGUUCCGAAUCACCAGUGUGUUCUACGUCCUCUGGAUGCCCUACAUCCUUUACUUCCUGCUGGAGAGCGCCGGACUCUACCGCCACCUAGUGGCCUCAUUCCUCACCACAUGGCUAGCCAUCAGCAACAGCUUCUGCAACUGCCUCAUCUAUAGUCUCUCCAACAGCGUGUUCCGGAAGGGCCUGGGCCGCCUGUUCAGGCAACUCUGCUCCCCGUGUCAGGGACUGGGCUGCUGCAUGGAGGGGAAGAAGGGUCCCGCUCUACCCAAGCCGCGCCCAGCCCCAGCCUGCCAUGUGUAACAAUCUCCUACAGACACUGUCUAGUUGGUUAGCUACCCAUUGGGCACAGACGUCAGUUCAACAUCUAUUCCAUAUGGGUUCAAAGUAAUUUCAUUGAAAUUACGUGGAAACAAUGUUGAUUCAACCAGUGUGUGCCCAGUGGGUACAGUAAGCUUAGGCCUUGGCUUUGGCUUCAGCCCCUGGUGAGUGCAGUGGAUUACUACUACAUUGCAUGUGACAGGUUGUAUUUCUACAGCAGUAGUACAUAGAGCUCCCUAUGGCCAGGUCAGAGGGGUGGUUUGCAGGCAAGAGCUGGGGGCGUCUUCUUCUGGAGUGUUCCCCCAAGCGGGGCUGCCUAUUUCUGGCUGGGUGGAUCACCACCACGUGCGGAGGAGAAGGUUUGUGGUUGUAUAUAUGGAUAUCAGAAUGGAGCUGAGGGAAAAAAAGGCACACAGUUCUCUGUGGGUUUUGAAGAGGAGCAACUCCAAUCUUACAGCUUUGGUGCCGGGUUUAGGUGUGCCUGUGAACCUAACAUCUUCCCAACGCAAAAAAAAGGACAAUAUCAGCACAACACGACUUGCACUGUGUAAAUCAAUGUAGUGCAAAAAGUUAUUUCAACAUUGAUUCAAGACUGUUUAAUCGUCUUUGUUCUUUCAGGGUAGACAUGAGUGAUGCAAAAAAGUAUUUUAGAAACAUAAAAGCACUUGAAAUAUACUGUUUUUCUUCUCUUAUAUUGCGACAAAUAGUUUACAUUUUGUAGCAGUCAGAUAAUCUGAUAAUGAUAUUGUGCACUACAGUAGGCUGUAGCAUACAGAGAGGAGUAGUGUGUGAAAAGGACUGGGAACAGUUCGUUUCCUAGAAAAAAAUACUUGAGGUUUAUUCAGUAGCUUGUGUGUAUUUUAUGAAACGGAUUCUUCUCUUUUGAAGUUGGGUGUUAGAAGUGAGAGCCAAGAAUGUUUAUGAAGUGUUGAGUUUCAUACAGGAAUGUUAAUGUAUGAAUUAGCCGAUUUUUGCAAGAUGGCAUUCUGGUUUAUCAUGGACAACCAAUUUAUUCUGAAUUCUCAGCAAGGAGACAAGUUGAUUUAUUUGAGUAUUUUAUUUUCUGUCCAUGUUUCCUGAGGUCGAACAUCGGUUGUUUGUUUACCCUUAAUGGCUGAUGCAUUCAGACUGGUCUUGAGGCUACAAAUGCACAAUUUACUCAUCAUAAUCUGACAGCAAUAACAGAAGUAAUAUUUUCUUAUAGAUUGGAUAUUAAGCAUGCUACCGAUCCAGAUGCACAACACAAUCAUUACCGUGUGUGUAGUCUUACUGUUGAGCUGUUCUCUCACUCUGUGCCCUUUGGCUCCUGUUAGCUGUACAGAUGAGCUGAGUGGCAGAGCAGCACAUGUACAGUAGGCUACCAGAGAGCCAGAUUGUCUUUCUAGAAGUCAGAGGGGUCAUUAACACAAUGUGUUUCUAAGGGUUUUAUACAAAGUAGGUUUAUAUGGAUCUACCGUGGGUCUCGAAGGCUUUUAUGGAAAAUAGACUUGUGAAUUGCUAAUAGGUUUUUAUGUGAACUAGGUUUAUGUGCAAAUAUAUGUAAAUAUAUGUUGGAUAGGAGACAAAGACCUUGGACAGUGUACACUUCACUGAAACAUCAAUACAAUAAAAGUUUCAGAGGUGAUUGUGCUGUAUGUGCAGGAGUCUUCUUAUAUGACAAACCUAUACGUACACAGGCAUAGACAAUCAGUCCCUCACACACACAGUAGAGCAAGUAAGGAGAAUAUGAGAUGGGCCUGCACUGCAGUACUCUGUAUUCUUAUUUCCAAGGACAGCAUGACGGCAUCUUUGUACUAUAGUGUGUAUACAGGUCUUGUAUACAACAUUUGUAUGUUAAAAAAAAAAAUCUGUUCAAGAAUAGUGCUUAACUGUGGUGUUAUGACUGUUGAUAUCCCAGGAUAAUAUAGAAUAAUCUUCUCUUUUUUUUACAAUAUUAUUUUUCAGAAAAUGUCUAUGCAUGAUGGUAUUUCAGCCAGUGAGAGGUGGGUGAGAUGAUCAAUACUCAUUUUAGGAGGAUGCCACUGAAAGCAGUUUUUUCAGCUAUAGCCUAUACAAUUUCCUUAACAUUAUAAGCAUUGAUGAUGGUGUGUAAAUAUCAUACUAUAUUUCGUUUAGGUCAUAUUCUAGUUUUCAGAAAUUCCACCUUUCUGGGAAAGACCUUAGUAGUUCAAGAGAACAGAUAUAUUUUUGUAUGGGUCUCUACAUCAGAAACCUUUUUAAAGAGUGUGAAUUUAUUCAGAUUGAGGAAUAUUUUGAGAGUUGUUUUUUUUCACACUGUUUUUCCUCCGAGGGGCUGCUUGUAAGUGCUUGUUUCCCUCACCAGUCCCCAUAUGCUGCUGUCUGUCUGUCUGUACAAUAGACGUUUCUGUCCCCUCCCAACUCUUCUCAAGACAAUGAAAACAUAUCAGCAGUGCUAUUACUAAAGGGCUUUCGUCCGUAUCUGACACAAGCCCGUUGGUCAACUGAAUUAUGUGCAUGUGAUAUUUGAUAUCUAUCGGUAUCUGAUUGAAGAGUAGUUGUCCUUUAUUUGGCCCACAUGACUGUUCUAGAAUGUGAGAGUGAAGUGCGUGUUCUGUUGCGCUCACAUGACUAUAAACGAGAGUCUUGGUUUUAUUUUGAGAUAACAUGAAAGCCCUUCAAUGGGAGAGUGUAGUACUCAAUGUACUUUAUCUUUGAUGUAGACAGUUUUUUUGGGGGGGGGGGGUCUGGUCACAGUGUAAUCUGAGAAGAGAAGCAUCACGUUUUGCACUUGUCCAAGACGUUACCAGCAUAUUGCAAGUCUCUUUGAAUUGCUGAAGAUACUGUACGUAUGAAAUCGCAAUGGUUAAUGUUGAGGAUAACCUUGUAUAUUGAUUUCCAAAUGACUCCUCCUAAAUUGUGCAUUAUGGUAUAUUGUAUGUCAUCCUCUCAUAUGUUGUUGAGCACAUUCCUUAAUGCACCACAAUCAGCACAUUAUAUAGUUCAAGGUCCCACUCACGUGGGCUCCUUUAGGCUUUGAUGUUGUAAAACAAAACAUGUUGUGUCAAAGAGCAUGUUUUUUCCUGUGGGAAAAUGGUUGCUGUUGUCAGAAUCGGACCAGAAUCAAAAGCUACAGCGGUGAUCUCAGGGGACGUGGUGUUUCACAGAGACCAGACCCGCAGUGCCAAAUCUGGACCAGUAUUUGGGAGGAGGGGUCGGGUGGGGGUUGAGGAUUGGGGGGGUUGUAAUGUAUUUAGAUUGGAACAGCGAGACUCUCCCUUGGCGUCGCUCCCCCCUCAGUCCAACAUUGACCAACACCACCAUCUCAACUGUAUUUCGCAUUCUGACAAGUGAUUUAUGAUGAUUCAUUCUGAGGAGUACAGAGGCAAGAUAACUUCAUGAAACAUACAAUGUUUCCUGGGGUUGUGUUUUUAAUGAACAUGUAACUGAACAACUAGUUCAUUAUACAUUCAUUGAAAAGAGACUUUCGCCUAGCUGCCACCAUUAGAACCACCACAACUGAUGUUAAAUUGCACAUUUUAACUAAAAUAUAAGGUGGGUAAAAUACUGGUUUCCCAAUGUGAAAAGCAAUCUCAGCUCUUCAACAAAUAUUCUGUACCUCACGUGUUGGGGACUGUACCUCCUGUGAUGAUAAGUACUGUAUGUAUUUGCUGACAAUUGCUGAUGACCACUCUGAUUCUGAUUGUAUCCUGCAACUGAUGAUUAAAUGUGAAGUUACCAACUGUACUGGAGUGUAUACAAUUUUUUUAGCAUUAGUCAAAUGCUUUUCUUAAAUCUACACCUUAUAACCCUCACAUUCAAAUCUUAAACUCAAAACCAGUUCCACUGCUUUUUUCCCCAUUCUUCCUCUCUAAUCAGUGACCGAUUUAUACAUGGGAAACCAGGUGGGUGCAAUUAAUUAUCACAUAGAUCAGAAAACCAGCGGUAGUCCAGACCACCAGGGUAGGAUUUGAAUACCCCUGCCCUAUAACAUCACUGGAUCAAGUUACCAAAUUUUCCUCCAUGGUCUUAGUCUCACUGUCACAAUAUCAGAUGGAUAAUACAUACUCCCUGACGAGUAUUUACUCCAAACAAUUCUUUGUUCAUUUUUGAUUAGGGGAGCAUUUCACUUUGAGUAAUGCUUUAAAGCUGCAAUUUGUAACUUUUUGGGCGACCUGACCAAAUGCACAUAGAAAUGUGUGUUAUAGAUCUGUAAUUCGCAUUGAAAGCAAGUCUAAGAUGCGGUACAUCUGUUCUAUGUGCACAAUUUCUAUGGUUCCCGUUCUUAAGUUGAGUUUUUCAGUCUUUUACAUUUGGUUUUGUACACCAGCUUCAAACAGCUGAAAAUACAAUAUUUAGGGUUAUGGAAACUAUAUUUCACAGCAGUUUAGAUGAUUCUCUACACUACACUUGCUUGUGCUGUCACAUAAACUGAAAUUAAGCAAACGAUUAGAAUUUUAGCAACCAGGAAAUGGCAGAUCGAUUUCUGCGUAGUGCAUCUUUAACCUUAGUGUGGGAAUUAUCUUGGCUUGGGUUCUAGUGGGGUUGUGUGGCGGUGUAGUACAGGAAGUGAGAUUGAGUCACUAAGUAUAGCUAUCCCUGGAACCAGAGUGAUGUGGAGGGGGAAAUGCUUUUUUCAUGCCGAUAGUUAUUCUUGGCUAUUGCCCGGAAAUUAAGCUGGUGCCAGAGCUGGAGCAAUCUAUAUUGAUCCUGACCUGACAUGGCAGGGCCUCUUCCCUCUCUUUAUCAGGCUCACCUGACCACACACACAGCUACCUGGAGCGUUUCUCUCUUACACGCACGCAGUGUGUCGCACUAAUCAUUUUGAGGUAACUAACUCAGCCUCUGAUAACCCAGGCCAGAAAUAGAAGGAACAUAAACAUUGAUGAUUAUCCAACCUGAUCCAUGCCUGAGCCACGGCCCAUUGAAGGGACGGGUUGUGGUCGGUGGGAACCUCCAAUAUGGAAAAUGUGAAUUCCUUCAGCUUCCUUCUGUAGUACAGGCAGUACUUUGUUUAUUACCCUUUCUUCCUGGCAUUCUUUUCUUGCUUUCUUUCUUGUUGGUUUUACCCUUUAUCUAAUCUAAAAGGGAACUGGGGUUCUGGCAGCUGAGAGAGGAGAGAGAGAGAACGAGAGACUAUUUGUACAUCAUUACAACACUGUAUAUAGAUAAUGACAUUUGAAAUGUCUUUAUUAUUUUUGGAACUUCUGUGACUAAUAUUUACUGUUCACUUUUUAUUGUUUAUUUAAAUUUUGUUUAUCCAUUUCACUUGCUUUGGAAAUGUAAACAUAUGUUUCCCAUGCCAAUAAAGCCCCUUGAAUUAGAGA